Messenger RNA from Megalops cyprinoides (Indo-Pacific tarpon), 2014 nucleotides. RefSeq names its product coagulation factor XI-like. Gene Ontology annotation, molecular function: protein binding; serine-type endopeptidase activity. The transcript has 14 exons. Gene Ontology annotation, cellular component: extracellular region. Bases 33 to 1925 code for a protein of 630 amino acids. Gene Ontology annotation, biological process: proteolysis. The record is from RefSeq and is a predicted model, not a curated record. NCBI's taxonomy places the organism in Eukaryota, Metazoa, Chordata, Actinopteri, Elopiformes, Megalopidae.
CAGUGGAGGGGACAAUCCUUUACUGUGCCACCAUGAGACCCUGUCUGCUUCUCCUGUGUCUGGCUGUGCUGUGGGGAUGCACUUUCUCUGAAGAGUGCGUGCGGGAGCUCCAGAUGGAUGUGGACUUCCCAGGCAGUGAUGUCCUGCAGAUCCUCUCCCCAGACGCUCUCCACUGCCAGCUUGCCUGCACCCAGCACCACCAGUGCCUCUUCUUCACAUUCCUCCGGCCCGAAUGGACCAGGGACAACCGGCAGUUCUACUGCUACCUGAAGCACACAGACUCUGGGAUACCUCUGACGGUCACAACCCUGAAGGGGGUCACCUCUGGUUACUCGCUGAAACCCUGUCAAGAUAGCAAAAACACCUGUUUGCCCACAAUUUAUGAGAAUGUGGACUUCACUGGAAGUGAUUAUGAUUUCCUGUUUACCGCAACUCACAAGGAGUGCCAGAUCGCCUGCACCAAAGACCCGGGCUGCCAGUUCUUCUCCUUUCUUAAUGAGGACUUCCCGGUUGCUAAGUACAGAAACAAGUGUCACCUGAAACACAGCAGGGUCGUUCCCACCCCUCCCAAAGUCAACAGCUUGAACGGGGUGGUGUCCGGCUUCUCACACAGAGUCUGUAAAGGCAGCAGCACUGGUACAGGAGAGUGCCCACCCACCAUUCUGACAGACACAGAUUUCCCUGGGAACGACUUCGAGCAGGUACCCGCCCCCUCACCUGAGCACUGCCACUUCCUGUGUACAGCCCACCCUCACUGCAGCUACUACUCUUUCACCACCCGAAACUUCAUUACCCCCCACGAAAGCCGUAAGCUGCUUUGCUAUCUGAAGCACAACACCCAUGAGCGGCCCCAUACACCCUACGCAGAGGUGAUGUCUGGAACCUCCACACGCUUCUGUGAGCCCUCAGGAGGCAGCUGCAUGCAGACUCCUUAUGAAAACAUAGACUUCCUGGGGUAUGACAGGCGCUAUGUCAUGCUGGAUGAUCCGCAGAGCUGCCAGGAGACCUGCACUGCGGAUCCUGACUGCCAGUUCUACACCUAUGUCACUGAAUCAUUCCACCUGCCUGAUUACAGGAGGAGGUGCUUCCUGAAGCAGGUGAUCACAGCUCCCCUGCCCCCGAAGGUGGUCACCAUGCUGGGAGUGGUGUCUGGUUUCCACCUGCGAGGCUGCCAGAGCGGGUCACAGGAUGGAACAGACUGCGGUCUGAGGCACAGUAAUGGGGCACAGGUGGUCAGGGGGAGCCAGGCGGUGGCCGGGGCGUGGCCCUGGCAGGUGUCCCUUCAGCUCACGGGCAGCAGUCACCUGUGCGGAGGAUCCAUCGUCGGCUCUCAGUGGGUCGUCACCACGGCGCGCUGCCUGACCAGCUCAAGCCCCUCCCUCUACAAGGCUGUGCUUGGAACCAUACACCUGGCAGGUGACAGCGAGACCCGCGAGGUGGAGGCGAUCCUGAAGCAUCCCGAUUUCAGUGACUUAACUUAUGAAAACGACGUCGCCCUGGUAAAACUGAAGAUGCCUAUUAAAUACACAGAUGCACAGAGGCCUAUUUGCCUCACAGACACAAAGAAGGAGGAAGAAUUCUGGGGAAAGAACUGCUGGGUGACCGGAUGGGGAAAGGACUCCACAGGUGAGACUCCCAAGGCCCUCCAGCAGGCCCAGGUGUCCCUUAUCAAGCCGGACACCUGCAGCACACUCCUACCAAUGGGUGGAGCCUACAACACCACGGUGUGCGCCAGAGUGCCUGAGGGAGGAUCUGAUACCUGCCAGGGAGACGUUGGGGGUCCUUUGGCCUGCGAGAGCGAUGGGAGAUGGUACCUGAUGGGCAUCACCAGCGGGGGUGUGGGAUGCGGGCAGCUGGAGGCAGCUGAGAUGUACACCCGUGUGUCCAGCUAUGUCGACUGGAUCAGGAGCUCCAUCCAGCAAUGAUUCAUCUCCCCACAAGUCCCCGUCUCACCCCUGUGCAUUUACAUCACAUUACAUGCAUUUAUCAGACAUCUUUAUCCAGAGUGACUUCC